This is a messenger RNA of Mauremys mutica (yellowpond turtle), 1962 nucleotides long. Its product is annotated as ribonuclease-like. Gene Ontology annotation, molecular function: nucleic acid binding. The transcript is spliced from 2 exons. Lineage: Eukaryota; Metazoa; Chordata; Testudines; Geoemydidae. Bases 65 to 481 code for a protein of 138 amino acids. The record is from RefSeq and is a predicted model, not a curated record.
CCAGACGAGCCCCAGGACAAGGCCCUGUUCUCCCCGCUGCAGACAAACCCGGGUCGGCCCUGCCAUGGCCCUGAAGGCACCACGCCCAGCUCUUCUGCCCCUGCUCUGCCUGGCAGCCUCCUGCCUGGCACUCUCAACAGCCGAUGCCCAGUACAAUAAAUUCCUGAAGCGGCAUCUCGACUUCCCCAAGUCACGGGUUGAGAACGCCCAGCAGUACUGCACCACCAUGAUGGGGAGGCGGAGCAUCCGCUGCCAGGGCAAGAACACCUUCGUGCACACCAGCGAGGCCCAGCUGAGAGCCGUCUGCAGCUCGGGGACAAGCCAUGGGCAAGACACCCGCGACAGCCUGGGCACCUUCCAGCUGACUGUCUGCACCCGCCUGCCCAAGGGCCCGUGCCUCUACCGGGGCAGCUCCACCACGGCCCGUAUCCGCCUGGUCUGCCGCAACGGGUUGCCCGUCCAAUACUUGAGACGUAUCUAACCCUAACCCUAACCUGGCCAGUUGAUGAACUUUGCCCAGACGCUGUACUGUUUUAAGUGUGUAUUUCCCAAAUACAAUAAAUAAUCUGCACUCCAAUGGCUUCUUGAUUAGACCACAGGCCAGUAAGGUCAUUGGGUUCCUUGGCACAUAAAGCAUCUCACCAUUUCCAUAGCCAUGAUAUCAGAAGCUUUGCACUUAGGCAAAGUAUUUGCAAACAGGCAUCUCUCAAGAAGCUAGAGCCAUCUUCAGGCAUAUAUGUAGCAAUCAAAGCUUGCACCAUUUAGAGGAAACAGGAGUUAGAGAGAAGUCACCCAUAUCCUCUGCAAAACAUUUUCCAAGCAGCAGAGUCUUUCUUCAGAUUGCAGGGAUACAGCCUUUGAGAGAGCUUAUAGAAGGUUUUACUUUCAGUAAGACAUUGGUCAGGGUUUAAAUGGAGGUUUAUUGCUAUAGAGAGAAGGGAGAAAUUCCCACGUAUUAUGGCUUCCGAUAAGGAUCUUCAGUGUCAGGCUCUUUGAUCCUGAAUACAGAGCACUUAGACAUUCCUUUCAAGUCAGGACUCUCUUUAAACCACAAACAUCCUCCUUGCUUUGUUCUCCAGAUAAUCUCAUCCCUCUACUAGACCGCUGUCCUGGUCUUAGAUAAGAUCCAAGUGGUUUGUUUGCCUUUUGACCCUUCUGGCUUUAACACCUGCCAUUCCCAGUGUAUUUACGACUUGCAACUAAACACUUCAAUUAAUUAUUGCUCAUAAUAAACAAUGCUUAUUUACCUUUUCAAAACAUAGCACAAAGGAAGAGAGUCUAGAGAGAUAAAGGAAGAUGCAAGUUAUGUAAAUUAUGUUUUAGAGCCUGUGUAAACACACUUGAGUGUCAUAAAGAUGGAUUUAUGGCCACCAGAGACAUGCAGUUUUCCUCAGAAAACUAUCACUUCAAGUGCAAGGGGUUCCCCGAUCCUGCUGACAGGCUAGGGGGCUCUGGAGGGGAGCAUUUGAUCUGGGUCUUCAGCACCAUCAGUCUGCAGACAGCCUGCCUGGAGUAAGUUGGGUGAAUUGUGCCUUAGGGAGCAGCCUGCUUUCUCUCUCUCUGUUUUUUGGAUUCUUGUGGGUUAAAGUUCUGGAUUAUAAGAAAUAAAAUUGCUUCUUUCUAGCAAGAGUAUAGUAUGUUUUUAUCUAAUUUCACUCUGUGUAUGCCAUGAAUGUAACAGGCAGAAAGUAAAAUACUCCUUGAAUUUCUUUAAUUCACAUGAGCAAUUAAAAAUAUAGGCAUGUCAGUUAUUACAUUCUCCAAACAUCCUGCAUAAAAAUAAUUGUGUCUCUUUUGUUCAGUGGAGACACAGGCAAGUUUGUAAUGAGGUAACAUGAUAAAAAAAAUUGAUAAUACUUUUUAUGUCAGUACUGAGGUUUACCCUCCUCCUUCUCCUCAAUAUUCCUACUGGGGUUUGGUUCAGAGGGAAAUCUCCUGCUUUGGCUGCAAUAAAAGGUUUUA